This is a messenger RNA of Perca fluviatilis (European perch), 4581 nucleotides long. Its product is annotated as TLE family member 5-like. The transcript has 7 exons. Gene Ontology annotation, molecular function: protein binding; transcription corepressor activity. Gene Ontology annotation, cellular component: nucleus; transcription regulator complex. The coding region runs from base 398 to 1009 and encodes 203 amino acids. Gene Ontology annotation, biological process: negative regulation of canonical Wnt signaling pathway; regulation of DNA-templated transcription. The record is from RefSeq and is a predicted model, not a curated record. Lineage: Eukaryota; Metazoa; Chordata; Actinopteri; Perciformes; Percidae.
GCUCCUCCGCCGCUCGGUUUGUUUUCCGGGUGAUGCUGCUCUUCUCUUCAAAGCAGAGGAAAGUCGGGGGCUCAUGUGUCAACAUCCAGGGUUUCCCCGGGGAGGUGUAUCGUUAACGUUAUUGCAAAAAAAACUGGUGUUCCUUUGAAGACCUUUUUAUUUUUUUUGUUAGCCUAUUCAUCCUUCGGAGGCAGCUGCUUUCCUAACUGCGAAGACCAGAAGACGAUCUCCGGCUCCUGCUGCUUUCGCGUUAGCUAACGUUAUUUUAAACGAUGACAGAGUACAAAGUGCGAAUAGCGUCUCCAAUCAUUUAAUAAUAUCUGGGGACCUGUUAGCUUAGCCAGCUAGCCCGGUAAUUCGAUUAGACCAAGGGAACACGGCGAAACACACUGCUGACAUGAUGUUUCCUCAAUCAAGGCAUUCGGCAUCCUCUCAGUCCAGUCAACCUCUCAAGUUCACCACUUCUGACUCCUGUGAUCGCAUCAAGGAUGAGUUCCAGUUCCUCCAAGCACAGUACCACAGUUUAAAGUUGGAGUGUGAUAAACUGGCUUCUGAAAAGUCAGAGAUGCAGCGUCACUAUAUCAUGUACUAUGAAAUGUCCUACGGGCUGAACAUUGAAAUGCACAAACAGGCCGAAAUAGUGAAGAGACUGAAUGGCAUCUGUGCUCAGGUGCUGCCAUACCUCUCACAAGAGCAUCAACAACAAGUCAUGGGCGCCAUAGAGAGAGCCAAGCAAGUCACACCCCCUGAGAUGAACUCCAUUAUACGGCAACAGCUCCAGGUGCAACACCUGUCCCAGCUCCAGGGCCUGGCCCUGCCUGUGGCCCCGUUGCCCCUGGGCCUCACCCCUCCCACCCUGCCUGCCGUCUCCUCCAGCUCCGGCCUGCUCUCCCUCUCCUCCAUCCUGGCCAACUACUCCCACGGCCAGGCCCAGGCGGUGAAGGAGGACAAGGCCCGGGAAGCGGCGGAGAGAGCACCCCGAGGAGAGGACGGGGACAAGUCAGACUAGAUCAGACACAGCCAGGAGGUUUGGAGGGGGUGGUUGUGGGGUGAGGUGUCUUAAAAAAGAAAAAAGGAAGAAAAAAAAAAGGUAAAACUGUAACUGUAAAUGGAGAUUGAUGUAAGUCUGUCUGCCUGUCUGCUGAGUGUUGAUGUAGAAGAGUAACUGCAGGGAUGAUGACAAGCAGAGAGGACAGAUUUUUGGAUGUGCAGAGAGAGAAACUGCUGAAUGGCUGGGAGUGAGAGUUAAAUGUUCUUAUUAUUUAGUGGUAAUAGACUCAAUUCAGGCUUCUAGACUUUAAAUAGAUGCUUCUUCUUUUUCUUUUCUUUUUUUUUUGUGUAAGCCAUUGUUGUUAGGCUUAACCAAGAUAAAUGUUUUCCGAUUCGGAGUGAGAGCUGAGGAUGAAAGCUAACAGCAGUGUCCCUUACACAGAUCUGCCUCUCACUGGUUUAAAUUUCUUAAUUCUUUUUGUUAUCAGAUCCAGUGUUUUUUGUUUACGUGCUCUGCAGUCCUUCAGAUUGUUUCUUACUGUCCCGUCUGCAAGUCACAGUAAGCAGUUUUACAACAUCGAAGUUCCCUCUAACUCCUGUCCCUCCACUCACAACGUCCAGCUCCAUUACCUUUUUUUCUUUUCCUCAAAAAUGAAAUCUUGGCUGGAGCUGCUUGGAGAGUGAUACCAUUCAUUUCUGUAUUUGGAACCAAAUUAAAUCUUAGUCUGACAUUAAAUGGGAUGUUUUUAAAGGGACAUGACACUUGUCGGGUGCAUUUAAAACCCUUCAAACAUGAACCAACCGACUUUUUACCAUUUGUUUUGCAUUUUCAUACGACCAACCACUGGAUGCAUUAGCUGUGUACCUCAAUCCCCAAUAAAUGGGAUUUUAUUCCAAUAAAAACCUAUAGUUUGUACAAAUGGUAGUAUGCCCAUCUUGGGGGUUAACUUGUGUUUCAUAGGCCUAGCUGCUGCUGCCGCUACGCGCGCUUCAUGGCAUGGACCAUGACUCGUCUUUAAAUGACAAGAAUUUAAGCUCUGAAAAAAAUUGACUUUAUUUUGACAUGUUGUUUUCGUGAAGUUCAAGUCAGGCUAAUUAGACAUUCAAAAUGUGUCUGCGUGUGCUCGCGUGAAUGUGAUCGGAAAGGAGAAAACACUUGUUUAAUUUAACUUUUAUUUUUUUCUUAAAGCACCUUUUUUGUAUUUUCCUCACACCACCCCUAUUCCUGCCCCUUCCUCGUACUGGUCCACUCUUUAACUGACCAAGACAAACUUGAACAGGAUCUAAACUUCAGAACCAGACGGUCGUACGACAUACGUGUACUGUAUUUCUGUAAGUUAGAAGAGCCCUUCAGUUUAUACUGAGACUGUAUCAAGCACCUGUCUUUUCCUGUCUUGUUUAACUUGUGUGUGAUUGUCAGGGAAAGAUCUCCCCUUUUUUUUGAUUUUUCACAUUGUUUUAAUGAAGAAUGUGUCCAGGGUGAGUUGCUAAAGCUCUGUAAGCAACAUCAAACAAGCGUUCCCAAAAAAAAAAAAAAACAGCAUAUCUAGAAUGAGAUUCUCACAGUUAGAAUGUGUCCUGGUGACCAAAUUCAUUGUGGCCUGUUGCAAAGAAACUCAAGCUAUAUUUAGAGCAUUUUCUCAAUUCCACACUCCAUGCUAAUUCUAGUAUAUACUAUCUACUUUUUUGUUUUGUUUAGUUUUUUGUAGAUGGUGAUAUAGAGGUCUGGAACCAGGCUAGUGUGAACCUUCUCAAAAAUGUGUAUGUCGUUUGGUUUUGAAAUCCACUAAAGGCGUCAGGAAACUUUCCCCCCCCAUACUUGUCAGACGUCGUAAUUGGAGUAACAACAUAACUGUCCCAAAGACAAUCUGCCAUUCACGCCAACUUAAUGCAGCAAUUGGCCAGGUGUGUGGAGGUAACAAAGAUGGCAGGAACUUCUCUCUAGCUGUCUUUUUUUAUUUUAUUUUUUUUCCACCGUUCUUUUCACAACUCUUUCUGUCACUUUUUCCUGUGAACAAAUGAGUGCAACACUCUGAAUGCCCUCCAGGAGACAGCCUGAGUGUAGCACUGUGCUCCCCAUAUUUAAACCAUCAUCACCGUAGCACAGCAAGCAAACACCAUCCGCCCCUCCUCUAUGACGGUCGGCUUGUCACCCCACUUUAAAGUGCGGCCUUUCGAAAACGCUAUAAACACUUUAGCCUUCUGACAAGAUCGGGUAACACUUCAUACAAACUAGUUCUUUUCCAGCGCAGCCCAGCUUUUAGACUAAGCAGGUUUUGAGUAUGUAGUGUGUUCACAAAAGUUUUAAAGUGAUAAAAGAAAGUAUGCUCAAAACCGUCUGUGUGCAGACAAAAAAAAACUAGAUUUGUGGGAACAUUUGAAAACCUUUUUGAUGUUCAUUUGAAUUGGCAGUGUCUUUUUUAAAGUCGUGGUUCAAUUGAACUCCAAUGGAGCGGGUGUUGUAUAAUUUCUUCUGAGUAUAAAGCUGCUAAGUAUAUUGAUUUUUAUAAACAAAACAAGUUUUUGCAGUUAGUAUGUAGUAUGGAAUUGGGACACGGCUGAGGCGAGGAAUGGGAAUGUUCAUAUUAAAGGCAACAGAGGGCAGCAGUGCACUCUCAUUGAUCAUUAGUAUGAAGCUACAUUCACAAGACAGAUGUCUACUCAGUGUCUAAAGCGGUCCAGGCCAGUCACCUUGCUCUCACUGUGUUCUCUUCUCGUCGUCCUUUCCUGACUGUGGGACGAGCACCUGUACCCUGCCGGUGUUAGCUGUUAUUCCCCUGUAAUGUGAGUGCUUUCCAGAGCUUUGACAACUCCCCAUUUAACGUCUGAGCGCGUCCAAGAUUGGAGCUUAAACUUUUCUUCUGUUUUAAUUUUGAAAGCCGAUCAAGUUGUGGCUCGGUGCUCCUUUUUUUUUUUUUUUUCUUUUUUUUUUUUUCUUCUUCUUCCUGUCUGUGCUAGUGUUAGGGAGCUGAUGAUUUUUCUCUCCCUGGAGAUUUGACCUUAAUGUAUCGAGCGUGAAAACCGAUCAGUUAGUCAUUUGCACUCUUUAUGCUGACGUCAGUCUCUGUAGAAAACCUCCUUUGGCAAAACUCAGACAUAUGAAUGGUAUGUGUGUUUGUUUUUGCUGUGAAGGGCCAAUUUGUAUACAUAUGAAUAUAUCAAUAUACAUAUUUUUUAAAGCAUUUUUGUAUGUUUCAAAGCUGCUUUUUAACGUGUGUGUAUCAUGGAAGACUUUGGUGUUGUAUGUGUGCAUUACAAGCCUACAGUUAAAAGAGAGGCACAAUGUUGUAUACCAUGUCGUUUUUCCUGUUUGUUUUUUUUCCCCUCUCCCAUUCGCUCAGUAGGCAGUAACACUUAACAUUGUUUUCUAGGUUUGUAAGUGUUUUCUCUCGUUUUUUUUUUUUUUUUUUUUUUUUUUUGUGCAACAAAAAACAGUUUGUGUUUAUGAACACAGUCUCAUUUUAAGAUACCUGGGGCUAAAAAAAAUACAAAGAUGUAAACAAGCAACUGUGUACUCUGAUGAGAAUGAAUCAACCUUUUAGCAGUAAGGAAGCUUCUCUGGUGCCUUACAAAUAAAAGAUGUGAUUGAGA